Molecule: messenger RNA, 1848 nt
Organism: Anarrhichthys ocellatus (wolf-eel)
Lineage: Eukaryota; Metazoa; Chordata; Actinopteri; Perciformes; Anarhichadidae
Product: arfaptin-1-like
Exons: 7
Coding region: 188-1132 (314 amino acids)
Biological process (GO): intracellular protein transport; regulation of Arp2/3 complex-mediated actin nucleation
Cellular component (GO): trans-Golgi network membrane
Molecular function (GO): protein domain specific binding; phospholipid binding
Source: RefSeq, a predicted model, not a curated record
CACUUCCGGGUGUCUGAGACUCUUCCUCCCUCUAACUUGUUAACCUUUUAAACGGAGUCUGGUUUAUUUUGUCACUUUUAGGAAUGAAGAGUUAACAGAGAAGAGAAACUGACGGUGUGAAGAAGAAAGAAGUUUGUUUUUAACACUGUGAAGGAGGAAGUUGAAGAGGAGAAGUGGGAAGAGUCAGAUGAUGGAGGAGGCGGAGCCGGGAGGAGGCGUCACAGAGGAGGAGACUCCUCCGAGGGAAGCAAACAGUAACUGCAACCAUACAGACGGCGAUGUCACUUCCUGUCCAGCUGAGGCUCCAGGCCUUCCAGCAACGUCACAGAAACCAGGACCUGUGGUGGUUCAAGGCAACGCCAAGAACCCGGCCAGCGAGAAGCUAAAGAGAGUCUGCAAGUGGAGCAUCACCACCUACAAGUGCACUCGACAGGCUCUGUCGGAGAAGCUGGGUCAGGGGUCCCGUACGGUGGACCUGGACCUGGAGCGUCGCCUCGAGCUGCUCAAAGACGACCGGCAGCGCUACGACAGCAUGACCAAGCUGGCCAAGACGCUGGCCAAUCAGCUCGCUCAGUUCUCGGUUACCCAGAAGACCCUGGGGGACACCUUUGCCGAGCUCAGCCUCAAGACGCCGACGCUGCAUGUGGAGUUCGGCGUGAACGCAGACACUCAGAAGUUUCUGUCGAAGAGCAGCGACACUUUGACGGCGUCCGUCAACGCCUUCACGUCCGACAUGAACACUCUGGUCAACAAAACCAUGGAGGACACCAUGAUCAGCGCCAAGCAGUACGAGGCCGCCAGGAUCGAGUACGACGCAUACCGAGUGGACCUGGAGGAGCUGAACCUGGGACCCCGAGACGCCGUCACUCUGCCCAAACUGGAGCUGGCCCAGAGAGACUUCCAGAGCCAGAGGGACAGGUACCAGAGGAUCAGAGAGGACCUGUCCGUCAAAGUCAAGCUGCUGGAGGAGAACAAGGUGAAAGUCCUUCACAAACACCUGUGGCUGCUCCACAGCUCCAUGGCCGCUCACGGUUUAUCGUGUCACAGCUUCCUGCAGCAAAACAUCCGGCGGGCAGCCAAACACCAGAACAACCCCGGUGUGGACGCCCCCUCCUGGCUGGAGAAGAGUUGAUACAACUACAUAACGGAUGUUUUGGGGAUUAACGGACUAGAAAUGCACGCGAUUGAAAUGACUAUUUGCGAUAGGUAGGUAGUUUAUCUAUAGCAGAGCUUGUGGGGUUGGGAUGGAUUUCUAACCUCUGGAACACUGAGUGAGUUCGAGGGUUUAGAGGGAAGUUAAUUAUCUUGGAUGUUGUUGGUCUCCUGCUUAGAAAAGGUGGAAUUUCAACACUCCAGGUCUUAUUUUGAUAUCCAGAACACUAGUGAUCUCUCUUUACUUUACAAUCACAGACGUAUAGUUCUUGUGACCUGUUUAACAGAGACGCAUACACCCCUACUGGAUUUCUUGCCUCUGUCUCAGUGUGUUGGGGAGUAAAUCCAUAAUCCUCUGAGAGGCACUAAGCCUUUCUUUGAACUUUGUAAAAAUCCUCAGCCGCUGCACUCAGAAACUCAGAGUGACUAGAAGUGGCUCAACACCACUGCUGGAAAACAGCUUCUCUUUUCCUUUAGCGGCAGAAAUCCACCACUCCUGUAACCUCCGAUAGGCCGUUUUGUUUUUGGAUCUGGGUCCUCAACUACAACCAAAUACCUGGACUCACAAUGAAUCUUUUGUCUCUUCUCGUUCUUUUUUUAAUAAGCUUCUCAUUUUUAAGCCAGCGCCGUCGUCUCUCUUAGUGGUUAAAAUUACAAACGGUUGCCAGAUGAUAUGAAGCUGUGUUUAAUUAAAGA